UAGGCUCCGGCCUGGUGCGCACUCGGAACCCGACCGCUGCGAGUGCGGCGCGGGCCGGGCGAGUUUUCCAGAAGGACGCCGGGUCCCUGCUCGCUGCGGCCCGGCGUGAGGUAGAGUCUGGGAGCUGCUGCUCUUCCGGUUCGGUGUCUUAACAGACUGACCUUGCAGACAUGUCGGGGUUCAGCCCGGAACUCAUCGACUACCUGGAAGGGAAAAUCUCCUUUGAGGAGUUCGAAAGGCGGAGAGAAGAGAGAAAAACCCGCGAGAAGAAAAGUCUUCAGGAAAAAGGAAAGUUAUCAGCUGAAGAAAGUCAAGAUGACUCUGAAGUUCCAUCAUCAUCAGGAAUUGACUCUACCAAAUCCCAAGACAAAGAUGUCAAUGAAGGAGAAACAUCAGAUGGAGUGAGUAAGUCAGUUCACAAGGUCUUUGCUUCCAUGCUUGGAGAGAAUGAAGAUGAUGAGGAGGAAGAGGAAGAAGAGGAGGAAGAGGAAGAAACACCUGAGCAACCCACUGCAGGCGAUGUAUUUGUAUUGGAGAUGGUUCUCAAUCGUGAAACCAAGAAAAUGAUGAAGGAGAAAAGGCCUCGGAGUAAACUUCCAAGAGCUCUGAGAGGUCUCAUGGGUGAAGCCAACAUUCGCUUUGCUCGAGGAGAACGUGAAGAGGCAAUAUUGAUGUGCAUGGAAAUCAUAAGACAAGCUCCUUUGGCUUAUGAGCCAUUCUCUACUCUUGCCAUGAUAUAUGAGGACCAAGGUGACAUGGAGAAAUCAUUGCAGUUUGAGUUGAUUGCUGCACAUUUAAAUCCCAGUGACACAGAAGAAUGGGUUAGACUGGCAGAAAUGUCUCUGGAACAAGACAAUAUUAAGCAGGCUAUUUUUUGCUAUACAAAAGCUCUUAAAUAUGAACCUACUAAUGUCCGUUACCUGUGGGAACGAUCAAGUCUUUAUGAACAGAUGGGUGAUCAUAAAAUGGCCAUGGAUGGUUAUAGGCGUAUUUUAAACCUUUUGUCUCCAUCUGAUGGAGAACGUUUUAUGCAAUUGGCCAGAGAUAUGGCAAAGAGUUACUAUGAAGCCAAUGAUGUUACUUCAGCUAUUAACAUAAUUGAUGAAGCUUUCUCAAAACACCAGAGCCUGGUCUCCAUGGAGGAUGUUAACAUAGCAGCUGAACUGUGUAUUUCUAACAAGCAGUAUGACAAAGCUUUGGAGGUAAUUACAGAUUUUUCUGGAAUUGUGCUGGAAAAGAAAACUUCAAAAGAAGGCACCUCAGAAGAGAAUAAAGCUCAUGAGAAUGUUACCUGCACUAUACCUGAUGGUGUGCCAAUAGAUAUCACGGUCAAGUUGAUGGUCUGCCUUGUACAUCUCAACAUCCUUGAACCACUUAAUCCUCUCUUGACAACACUAGUGGAACAGAAUCCUGAAGACAUGGGAGACCUGUAUCUGGAUGUUGCUGAAGCUUUUCUGGAUGUUGGCGAAUACAAUUCUGCACUUCCCCUCCUCAGUGCACUCGUUUGCUCUGAAAGAUAUAAUCUUGCAGUAGUUUGGCUUCGGCACGCAGAAUGUUUAAAGGCCUUAGGCUACAUGGAACGGGCUGCUGAAAGCUACGGCAAAGUGGUUGAUCUGGCCCCUCUUCAUUUGGAUGCAAGAAUUUCACUUUCCACCCUUCAGCAGCAGCUGGGCCGUCCUGAGAAAGCUCUGGAAGCUCUGGAACCAAUGUAUGAUCCAGAUACUUUAGCACAGGAUGCAAACGCUGCACAGCAGGAACUGAAGUUAUUGCUUCAUCGUUCUACUCUAUUAUUUUCACAAGGCAAAAUGUAUGGCUAUGUGGAUACCUUACUUACCAUGUUAGCUAUGCUUUUAAAGGUAGCAAUGAAUAGAGCCCAAGUCUGUUUGAUAUCCAGUUCCAAAUCUGGAGAGAGGCAUCUCUAUCUAAUUAAAGUAUCAAGAGACAAAAUAUCAGACAACAAUGACCAAGAGACAGCAAAUUGUGAUGCAAAAGCAAUAUUUGCUGUCCUCACAAGUGUCUUGACAAAAGAUGACUGGUGGAACCUUCUCUUGAAGGCCAUAUACUCCUUAUGUGACCUAUCCCGAUUUCAAGAGGCUGAAUUACUUGUAGAUUCUUCAUUGGAAUAUUACUCAUUUUAUGAUGACAGGCAAAAGCGCAAAGAACUAGAAUACUUUGGUCUGUCUGCUGCAAUUCUGGACAAAAAUUUCAGAAAGGCAUACAACUAUAUCAGGAUAAUGGUAAUGGAAAAUGUCAAUAAACCCCAGCUCUGGAACAUUUUCAAUCAAGUUACCAUGCACUCCCAAGAUGUGCGCCAUCAUCGCUUCUGUCUCCGAUUAAUGCUGAAAAACCCAGAUAAUCAUGCACUGUGUGUCUUAAAUGGACACAAUGCAUUUGUGUCUGGUAGUUUUAAGCAUGCACUUGGCCAGUACGUGCAAGCCUUUCGUACCCACCCCCAUGAACCUCUCUAUAGCCUCUGUAUAGGCCUAACCUUUAUUCAUAUGGCAUCUCAGAAGUAUGUGUUAAGGAGACAUGCUCUUAUUGUACAGGGCUUUUCCUUUCUUAAUCGAUACCUUAGUCUGCGUGGGCCUUGCCAGGAAUCAUUCUACAAUUUGGGUCGUGGCCUUCAUCAAUUGGGGCUAAUUCAUCUUGCAAUCCACUAUUACCAGAAGGCCCUAGAGCUCCCUCCACUUGUGGUAGAGGGUAUAGAAGUUGACCAGUUAGACUUACGAAGAGAUAUUGCCUACAACUUGUCUCUCAUUUAUCAGAGCAGCGGUAAUACAGGAAUGGCUCAAAAGCUUUUGUAUACCUAUUGUUCUAUAUAAAGCACCUCAACUGAGAAAGCCUGGCAGCUGCUGUGUGAGACCAAUAUCUUCUGUCUCAGGGCUUAUCAUUCUUAACUCCAGAAUAGAAGUGAUGAUUUCAGAAUUAUCUAACAGUAUAUUCAUUUUUAAUAUAUAAUAAUGAUCUUUGAUAUAGAUGCAAAAUUAUCAUUCCUACACAAAUUGGUAUAUUUGUUCUGUCAUUUUCCUUUACCAUUCUAUAGUAAAAUUGUCCCCAGUCUUAUUAGCCUUUGAGCCAGCUUGGAGUUAAAUACACUAUAAAGCAGUUUUUCAAAUACAUCAAAAAAGAGGUUGCUUAUUAAAGACAGAUUGGUACUCUUUAGGAUGUCAAGACCAUUACUUAGCAGCUAACAAAAUUAUUUAAAAUGGUUACAUGGUAGAAAGAUAAAUAAAUAAUCUUUUACUUUUCAGCUGCAUGUAUCUUAGCUACAGACUGUGAAACCUGGGAGGCGAGGCUAAUUCAAAAUAUACUACUACAAGGCAAAUUAAAAAAUGCAUGAUCUGUAUUUGUGGCUUCCUGACCCAAAAAAAAAAAGGAUCAUGUUUAAUGAAAUGACAUGGUUUCCAUUUCAAGAUCAUUAGGAAAGUAAUAAAGUUAAAAACCUUUCAUUCUUCUCAAAUAGUAUAUAUUCUUGAAUCUAAGAUAACAAUACUUUUUAGAUAUACUACUAGUUUAACAACAGCUUUUCAGGGGAAAGUAAAUGCUCUAAUAAAUGAACAUAAGGAUUGUAAGACCCAGUCCAAUUUUGGGAGAGAAACAAGUAGGCAUAAGAUCAAAGAACUACAAUCGGAGCUUUUUAGCAGUUCUUACUACUGUUUAUACUGUAUAACUUUCUAGUUGAGAAACAGAAUUUGUAUGUAAUAAGUAAAUAUACUGAGAACUCUGUGUGUACAUAAUUUAAAUAAAUUUUAUUUUUAUAA
Messenger RNA from Lemur catta (Ring-tailed lemur), 3761 nucleotides. RefSeq names its product general transcription factor IIIC subunit 3 (gene GTF3C3). Gene Ontology annotation, biological process: transcription by RNA polymerase III. Gene Ontology annotation, molecular function: protein binding. NCBI's taxonomy places the organism in Eukaryota, Metazoa, Chordata, Mammalia, Primates, Lemuridae. Gene Ontology annotation, cellular component: transcription factor TFIIIC complex. Bases 171 to 2822 code for a protein of 883 amino acids. The record is from RefSeq and is a predicted model, not a curated record. The transcript is spliced from 18 exons.